This is a messenger RNA of Dissoconium aciculare CBS 342.82, 1179 nucleotides long. RefSeq lists its product as uncharacterized. The record is from RefSeq and is a predicted model, not a curated record. The coding region runs from base 1 to 1179 and encodes 392 amino acids. Gene Ontology annotation, cellular component: ERMES complex; SAM complex. Gene Ontology annotation, biological process: protein insertion into mitochondrial outer membrane; phospholipid transport; establishment of mitochondrion localization. NCBI's taxonomy places the organism in Eukaryota, Fungi, Ascomycota, Dothideomycetes, Mycosphaerellales, Dissoconiaceae. The transcript has a single exon.
AUGUUGGAAUUCAUGGACUACGUCCAGAGCGCGUUCUACUCGACCUCGCGAUGGAACGUCGACAACAGCUACGCCUCUCUGACUACGACCGCACAUAACCUGCUGGACUUUCGCAUACCACUAGGUGCGCGCCUUCAUAUCUCGUCGCUUUCGGCACCCAACUUCGCGACCAGCUAUACGCUUGGUAGCCGUGGAGUGGUUGAUGGCUCCCUUAGCUUCCUCUACUCCAGUCUGGGACUGCAUGUUCCUGUUCAGAGCAGUCAUGUUCCGUUGAGUAACCUGGUUAGAGGCUACAGACAUCUGAAAGAGCUAGUCGGGUCGGACAAACCGAAAGCGAAAGGGAGAUGGUUCCGCGAUGUGUUCACAGGUCCUGCGGAUACACUUCUGUAUGGACGUCUGUACUUACCAGCUAGCACGCUGGAAGCAUCGUUUCUGCGCCGCCUCUCUCCGACUCAACUAUUGCGAGUGAACUGUGUUUCAGAUAGCAGCCUGCCGGGGGGUGGAUCAGUGCUGGCAAUACUCCAAAAUGACAAUGGCAAAUACAGCACAGAAUACCUCUAUUCAACCGAUUCAUCGCUCCUCGGCGUUCGAGGUCUCUACAACUUCGGCCUCGAUCCGAGAAAUCCUGAUCAUCAGUCGUCAAAUCGCCCUCCGGCACAUCCAUGGGACCACCAAAAUGGUCGCCUCAGUGCAGGAGCUGAGGCAUACUUGAGCCCGAUCAAUAAAAGCUUCGGAAUCAGCACUGGCUUCAGAUUUACCACCCUCCCAGUGCACAGCGGCUUCCCCUACACGAUGACUUUGACCGUCAACCCGCUGAUGGGUAACCUGAGCUCUACAUACGCAGUCAAGGCGGGUCCGAACCUGGCGUUUUGUUCCAGAUUCGACUUCAACGUCUACAGCUACGAGAGCGAGGUGGUUCUAGGCUUGGAACUCUGGUCGCGGAAACAGCCCAAUGCCAGCGUUGAGUGGGCCACGCGUAUGAUCAGGGAUGAAUGGAGGAAACCGGAGGACAAUGUCAAUGGAGUUCUCAAGGCGCGCGUGGAUAAUAAUGGCCGCGUGGGAUUAUCAUGGGAGACCAAGGCAAAGGAAUUAUUGUUGAGUUUGGGUGCUGGGAUUGAUCUGAAGAAACCCGAGCAUCUGAUUGGAAAUGUCGGAGUGGAGGUUAGCUAUUCCAGUUGA